Lytechinus variegatus (green sea urchin) is the source of this 4533-nucleotide messenger RNA. RefSeq names its product copper-transporting ATPase 1-like. Gene Ontology annotation, biological process: copper ion homeostasis; monoatomic cation transport. Gene Ontology annotation, molecular function: ATP hydrolysis activity; P-type divalent copper transporter activity; ATP binding. The record is from RefSeq and is a predicted model, not a curated record. The coding region runs from base 181 to 4518 and encodes 1445 amino acids. Lineage: Eukaryota; Metazoa; Echinodermata; Echinoidea; Temnopleuroida; Toxopneustidae. The transcript has 20 exons. Gene Ontology annotation, cellular component: trans-Golgi network; perinuclear region of cytoplasm; membrane.
CAUCCAUCAAAUGCUCCGUCGAAAUGCGAUUUCAUCUUCGAAGUUCUGUGCAUUAAAUAUUGUGACCUUACAUUUCGACAAUUUGGAACAGGACCGACUCGGCCAACAACUCUCAUAUGAUACAGAUUUAGAUCCACAUAAUCUUUCCUGAAAAUCGAAGCCAUUAUCACGUUUGUUACCAUGGCAACAGAGAGUGGAGGACAUCGUCAGUUGCAGCUUGCAAUAAUUGAUGUAGAAGGGAUGACUUGUAACUCCUGUGUGAGGAACAUAGAGGAGCAUGUGGGUGAUUCAAAUGGAGUCUAUCUCGUUAAGGUAUCACUGUCAGACAAGAGCGCAUCGGUGGCCUUUGAUCCUACAAGGAUUGACCAAUCAGCAUUGAAGGAUAUGAUCUAUGAUAUGGGAUUUGAUGCUUGUUUAAGAAGCCAUGCGUCUGAUGUGGAAUGCAGCAUUGUAUCAAUUGAAGGAAUGACUUGUCACUCUUGUGUGAAGAAGAUUGAGGAGAAGCUGUCAGGUAAAGACGGUGUGGAGAAAAUCAGGGUUCUUUUAGAGAAGAAGCAAGGAGUCAUAAUGUUUAACAGGAAUAGAGCGAAUCUCCCAGACAUUGUGGAGGAGAUCAACUCUUUAGGAUUUGGAGCUGCUAUUGCAAAUGGAUCAGUUUCUGGAGACGGUGAGAAAGAGGACAGGAGUGUUGUGAUUGGAAUUGAAGGGAUGACAUGUGGCUCGUGUGUGAAGUCCAUUGAGGGUCACAUAGGAUCACUUCCUGGUGUUAGAACAAUCGCUGUCUCACUGGUCAACAAAGAAGGGACCAUCACAUAUGAUGCAAACCUGACCAGUGCAGAGAAACUUAAAGAAGCCAUUUAUGACAUGGGCUUUGAUGCUACACUUCCUGGUAACACCUCACCGACCAUUAACAAUGGGGCACUUCUUGCCAUGGUCAUUGUUGGUAUCGAAGGAAUGACUUGCCAAUCUUGCGUGCGGUCAAUCGAAGACAGGAUAGGUGCAAUGCAAGGAGUCUCCAGCAUCAAGGUUUCACUUCAAGAUAAAAUAGCAGAUGUGAAGUACAUGUCAUCUCAGGUCAAAGCAGAGGAUAUUCGCGUUGCAAUAUAUGACAUGGGUUUUGAAGCUACCCUCCCAGAGAGCUUUGAUGUGGACACGGGUGACAAGAAUCAAACUGCAACCCUUCGUGUUGAAGGAAUGACAUGUGGUUCUUGCGUGAAAAGUAUUGAAGGCACCAUCUCAGAUCAUCCUGGCUUGUCAUCUAUACAGGUAUCCCUGGAAGGAAAAUCAGCAACUGUGACCUUUGACCCCCAGGUCACGACCUUGCUAGCCAUCAGGGAUGCAAUUUAUGAUAUGGGGUUUGAUUGUUUCAUGCCGGACCCUGACAAUGAAAGAACUGAAACAGGAGUACUGGGUAUCCAAGGGAUGACUUGUAAUUCUUGUGUUAAGAGUAUAGAAGGAAUGUUAUUGGAUAACCCCGCUGUGAGGUCAGCCAAGGUCAGCCUGAAAGAAGAAAAUGCCAUUGUGACCUUUGACCCAAACACUAUCACAAUGGAGCAACUGAGAGAAAUUGUGUAUAACAUGGGUUUUGAUGUCACCAUAAUGGAAUCCCCAUUAAUUGAGAUCAAACCACCAAAUUCAUGCAAACCAUCUCACCAACCAACGAUUGAGCCUUUAUCUAAACAAUCACCCAUCACUUCCCAUGGUGCUUUCAUGCAAGAGGUAUCACAAGAUUCAGCUGGACAGGAAGUGCAAGCUGACACCAACAAGAAGUGCUUCCUGCGGGUCACUGGCAUGACCUGCAGUUCUUGCGUGGCAUUGAUUGAAGGCAGGAUGUCGAAGCAUGAAGGUAUUAAGAGCAUUCGUGUAUCCCUGAUGGCUCAGAAGGCUGAAGUGAAUUAUAAUGCCAAAGGCCUGUCCCCCUCAAAGAUUGCCAAUUUAAUAGAUGAUCUUGGCUUUGGUGCAGAAGUUAUUGAUGCAGACGAGUCUAAACCCAAAGAAGGGGUCGUUGAAUUACAUAUAUAUGGCAUGACAUGUUCAUCUUGUGUACAUCUGAUUGAGUCAAGUCUCGUCAAGAAACCUGGGAUUAAACUAGCAGCUGUUGCCCUGGCAACCAGCAGAGGUCACUUUGAAUAUGACCCUAACCUCAUAGGACCAAGAGAUAUUAUAUUAGCAAUUAAGGAUGCAGGCUUUGAGGCCAGCUUGAUUUCCAGUGAUAAGAAUGUACAUUCCAGUGUUGAUCAUUCCCAGACCAUCAAUCAGUGGAAGAGAUCAUUCUUCAUCUCCCUUCUCUUUGGUGGACCAGUCAUUGCCAUACUGUUAUAUGAAAUCAUUCAUCAUCCCUCUCCUAAGUGUAUCUUUCCGGGGGUUUCAGUCCUCAACCUACUUCUAUUCCUUCUCUGCACACCUGUACAGUUCAUAGCAGGGCGAUACUUCUACAUUCAAGCCUACAAAUCCCUCAAGCAUGGGGCUGCCAAUAUGGAUGUCCUCAUUGUCUUGGCCACCACCAUUUCUUACACCUACUCUGUCACAGUCCUGUUGAUAGCCAUAUGUCGGAGAUCAGAUACCAGUCCAAAGACAUUCUUUGAUGAGCCUCCCAUGCUCUACAUCUUUGUUACAUUAGGAAGAUGGCUCGAGCAUUACACCAAGGGAAAGACUUCAGCAGCCCUUGCCAAGCUCAUCUCUUUACAAGCAACAGAAGCUACCCUGGUCACCAUUGACCCCCAGGGUCAAAGGUUAGAGGAACAGAUCAAAGUUGACCUUUUGCAGCAUGGUGACCUUGUCAAGGUUCGUCCUGGUGAGAAGAUUCCUGUGGAUGGGACGGUGGAGGAAGGGACGUCCAUGGUGGAUGAAGCACUGAUCACAGGAGAAUCCAUGCCAGUUACUAAGAAGACAGGGAGUACUGUUAUUGGAGGAACCAUUAAUCAGAAUGGGCUUCUGCAUGUCAAGGCCGUUCAUGUUGGUGCAGAAACGACUCUAGCAAACAUUGUCAAACUAGUAGAGGAAGCACAGACAUCCAAGGCUCCCAUCCAGAAGUUAGCUGAUCGCAUUGCAGCAUACUUUGUCCCUGGUAUUGUUAUCAUAUCCUUGAUAACACUCAUUUGUCACAUUGCUAUGGGAUUGUCUGGUUCUGGUAUGGUGCACCCAUCCAGCUCAGAGAUAUUACCUGAAGACAAGACAAUGAUGAUCUGGCAGUACUCCUUCCAAUGUGCCAUUGCAGUUCUUUGCAUUGCAUGCCCCUGUGCACUGGGUCUGGCCACCCCCACAGCUGUAAUGGUUGGGACAGGGGUAGGAGCUACCAAUGGCAUACUCAUCAAAGGAGGGGAACCUCUGGAAUUAGCUCAUAAGGUAAAGACUGUGGUCUUUGACAAGACAGGAACGAUCACCCAAGGUAAACCUACUGUGACCGAUGUGACAGCAUUCAAGGGCAAUGGAGAGACCUACACUACAGAGAGACUCCUGGCUGUAGCUGGCUCAGCAGAGAUGGGUAGUGAACAUCCCGUAGGAGUAGCAAUAGCAUCCAGAGCUAAAGAGGUGUUUGGAACCAGUGUCCUUGCAAAGUGCAGUGAUUUUCAGGUUGUGCCUGGAUGCGGUAUCAAGUGCUCCGUGGAUGCCCUCUCCCUAGAACUCCUCCUAAGCCGUCAGCAUCAGGACAGUAGCCAGGAUACAGUCCGGGUUGAGAUCGAUAACAACACUGUGGAUGUGGUUUCUCCAAGUCGGAGCAAUGGAGGUUCGGCCAUCAUUUCUUCAGAGUCCACAGGACAUGUCGCUGCUUCAAAAGGGACUAAGACUGAUCAUUAUGUCGUUGCUAUUGGCAACCGUGAGUGGAUGCAUCGUAACUUUGUACCAAUGGCUGAUCAGAUUGAUGCUGCAUUGGGAGCAAGGGAAGAGCUCGGGCAAACUGCUGUCUUAGUGGCAAUUAAUGGUGAGCUGGUUGGUAUGAUCAGUGUAGCAGAUGCAGUCAAGCCUGAAGCAGCAGCUGCUAUCUGUACGUUGAAGAAGAUGAACCUUGAUGUCAUGCUACUCACUGGUGAUAAUAAAAAGACUGCUCAGGCCAUCGCAGGACAGGUUGGUAUCGGGCACAUCUUUGCUGAAGUUCUUCCUCAGCACAAAGUAGAUAAGGUCAGGGAACUUCAGAAGAGAGGUCAUCUUGUUGCCAUGGUAGGAGAUGGGGUCAAUGACUCGCCUGCCUUGGCCCAGGCUGAGGUCGGUAUUGCUAUAGGGACGGGCACAGACGUUGCAGUAGAAGCAGCCAAUGUGGUCUUGAUCAGAGAUGAUCUCCAAGAUGUGGUCGCAGCCAUUGACCUCUCACAUAAGACUGUAAAAAGGAUUCACAUCAACUUCAUGUUUGCUCUCGUCUAUAAUAUCAUCGCCAUUCCCAUAGCUGCCGGUGCAUUGAUGCAAUGGGGUAUAGCCCUUCAACCUUGGAUGGCGGCAGGUGCCAUGCUUUACUUUCUACCUAUUGAUUGCGAUAAUGUUCUCUCUGAUGUCAUUCUCUUUACAGGUGCAUUGAUGCAAUAGGGUAUAGCCCUUCAA